This is a messenger RNA of Vitis riparia (riverbank grape), 2565 nucleotides long. RefSeq names its product putative pentatricopeptide repeat-containing protein At1g03510. Gene Ontology annotation, molecular function: RNA binding; protein binding. The transcript has 2 exons. Lineage: Eukaryota; Viridiplantae; Streptophyta; Magnoliopsida; Vitales; Vitaceae. The record is from RefSeq and is a predicted model, not a curated record. Gene Ontology annotation, biological process: RNA modification. Bases 764 to 2056 code for a protein of 430 amino acids.
CAUAGCUGUCAUAUUUUGCAAUUUAAUGGAGCCAAGUUGCAAGUCUUAUCACUACUCUCACAUAAAUGAAAUUCCUCUAUUCGAUACAAAAUAUCGCAAGCCAUCAUCUAAGUUCAUUCCAUUUAGUUCUAAAUCUAAUUGUAAUACAAUCACAAUCCCAAUCAUUCCAAUUAUUAUGCAAGAUCACAUACACUAAUAUAACUAGAAUUCUACUUUUCUGUUCCCCUUCCCUAAUUAUUAAACAGGCCUUUUUGCCUUCUUGAAGUUGUUUCUCAACUUUUCAAUGAGCCAUACAUCAUUCAAGUAGUUCCAUUGUGCUUUUUAAUAAGGAUUUUUCAGUAAAACAUUAUCAUCCUGCUUGUGUAAUACAGCGAUGAUGGUGGAAAGCAAAGCAAUGCAAAGUGUUGACGACUUCAAAUAAUUCGAGUUCAAGUCCUUGUUCUUUUGUUGAUGAGGAGGUUUUUAAGCAGGAAACAUCUUCAACCAAACUGAAAGUGGGAAGCCCCCCCAAUGGGAUUCAGAAUGGUGGGUGGGUGGACAAGGCUUCAUCUGCAUUGGCUGUCCCCAGCAACAGGAAGUUUGUGCUUGAUUUGACUGGGAGGGUGACAUUUGAAACCAUUAAGUCAGUUGCUUCCUCUCUCUUCCAUCACCAUCUAUCUUAACUUCAACAUUUCCCUUCGUCUCUCUUUCCGUUUCAAUCUUCUCACAUCGACAUUGUUGAAUUUCUUCUUUCACCUAAUAUUUACUCGCAAAGAAGACUGAGAUGGGCAGCUAUGCUUCCAACUACCUACGCUUACUGUCUUACACCAAGCUCUUGGCCUCUCACGUGAACCAGGGCCGCCACCACGAUGCCCUCUCUCUCUUCCACCAUAUGCACGCCUCCUCCGCUCCCGCCCUCGAUGCUUUCGUCUUCCCUCUCGCCCUCAAGUCCUGCGCCGCAGCCCACCGCCCCAAUCUCGGCGCCGCCAUUCACGCCCACGUCACUAAGUUCUCCCUCGUCUCCAACGCCUUCGUCGCCUGCGCUCUCGUUGACAUGUAUGGCAAGUGCGUAUCUGUUUCUUCCGCGCGCCACCUGUUCGACGAAAUUCCCCACCGAAAUAUCGUGGUUUGGAAUGCUAUGAUUUCUAUCUACACGCAUUCGGGCCGUGUUGCUGAUGCUUUGGGGUUGUUUGAAGUGAUGGAUGUUGAGCCCAAUGCGUCCACUUUCAAUGCUAUUAUUUCGGGUUUGUCAGGGUUGGAGGAUGGAUCAUUUAAGGCGCUCUCGUUUUAUAGGAGAAUGGGAGAGGUCGGGUUGAAGCAGAAUUUGAUCACGCUUCUUGCUUUGUUACCAGCUUGUGUGGAUUUAGCGGCAUUGACUUUGAUUAAGGAAAUUCAUGGUUAUGCAAUUAGGAAUGGUAUUGACCCUCAUCCCCAUUUAAGGAGUUGCCUGGUGGAGGCCUAUGGGCGAUGUGGAUGUAUUGUGAAUGCACAAUGUGUGUUUCAGAGUAUUAGUAUGAGUGAAAGAGAUGUGGUUGCAUGGAGCAGCUUAAUAUCAGCUUAUGCUCUACAUGGGGAUGCAAGAACUGCGCUGGAAACUUUUGAACAAAUGGAAAUGGCCAAAGUUCAGCCUGAUGGGAUCACUUUUCUUGGGGUUUUGAAGGCUUGUAGCCACGCUGGGUUAGCUGAUGAAGCAUUGGGGUACUUUGGGCGGAUGUGUAAAGAUUAUGGCGUGGAAGCAAGUAGUGAUCACUAUUCGUGUGUGGUGGAUGCUUUGAGCAGAGCAGGGAGGCUGUAUGAAGCAUAUGACAUCAUACAGGGAAUGCCUGUGAAGGCUACUGCAAAAACCUGGGGGGCCCUUCUUGGGGCGUGUCGGACAUAUGGAGAAGUGGAGCUUGCAGAGAUUGCUGGGAGAGCUUUGUUUGAGUUAGAGCCUGACAAUGCUGCCAAUUAUGUGCUGUUGGCUAGAAUAUAUGCUAGUGUGGGCAGACAUGAGGAGGCGCAGAGAAUGAGAAGGGAAAUGAAUGAGAUGGGAGUGAAGGCAGCGCCUGGCAGUAGUUGGGUGGUGUAUCAAGUCUGAUGCCAAAUGUUGACUAUUCAGUGAUUCCUUGCCCUCUAAUGUUUUCUUGAGAAGAUCUACAAAGAAGGUGUAAUGCAUCGCUGUUGAUGAAUGCUUGAUUAGUACAUGCAGCAAUCUGAUCUAACUAGGCAAAAAGGGCAGGGACAAUGCUAGAAUGGUCCUGAAGGCCUAGAAUAGCCCUGAAGGCAUUGCAGUGAAAAGAAUGAACUCAAUGGUGAAUUCAAUUUCAGUGCUCAAUGAACUAAUAUCUCCAAUUGUUGGGUUGGAUUGGUGUGGAUAUUGAUACGCAGAUGACAAAUGCAAUGGCAAAGAAGGGUGUUUACCAUUUGCACCAUCAGUGCCCCAUUAGAGUGAUUCAAAAUUGGCAUGCCAUGACUGCAAAUUGUGCCAAGAAAGCUGUAUGUUGAUACAUUUAAUUAGAUUAAUGGUGUAUACUAUUAUUAGAUUACCUUUAUUUUGGUUUUGGAAGAACGAUCAUUAACAUAGCAAUGAAAUUGACAGUUGAAAUA